This is a messenger RNA of Odontomachus brunneus, 1387 nucleotides long. It is a transcript of the gene Pex3, whose product is annotated as peroxisomal biogenesis factor 3. The record is from RefSeq and is a predicted model, not a curated record. Gene Ontology annotation, molecular function: protein-macromolecule adaptor activity. Bases 42 to 1181 code for a protein of 379 amino acids. Gene Ontology annotation, biological process: protein import into peroxisome membrane. The transcript has a single exon. Gene Ontology annotation, cellular component: peroxisomal membrane. NCBI's taxonomy places the organism in Eukaryota, Metazoa, Arthropoda, Insecta, Hymenoptera, Formicidae.
ACAUAUUCCAAUGUGAAUUAAAUCAGCAUCAAGUGUUCAUCAUGCUGUCGAGCAUACGGGAUUUCUUUAAACGUCAUCAGCGUAAAUUUCUAAUUGGAAGUGCCAUUUUUGGUGGUAUUAUCCUUGCAACACGUUAUACCCGUUACAAGAUUCGUGAAUGGCAACAAAAAGAGAUAAGAGUAAUACUGGAAAGAGCAAAGAAACAACAGCAUUUUGAGCAAUUGGAGAAAACAUGUAAUCAGAUGACAACGAGUCUUGCAUUAAACAUAAGGAAUACUAUAAUCAAGGAACUCGAUGGGCAGACUAUUAUAAAUCAACUUAAACAUGGCUCUGCAGAUAAAAUAGCAUUGUGGAAUGAACUAAAAGUUGUAUCUAUUUCACGGUCGGCUGUAAUAAUUUAUGCUUACACAAUGCUAGUUACAUUUCUUAAAAUUCAAAUCAAUUUAAUCAGCGGAUAUAUGUACUUAAAUCAAACUAUGGACAACAUUGAGGAUUACGAUAUACGAUCAAAAUACUUGCAACUUUCUGCGUAUUUUAUAUACGAAGGUGUUCAAAAAUUGUGCCACCUUGUGAAAAGUAAAGUUGAACAAGUCACAACUUCAAUAUCCUUGAGCGAUAAAUUAACAUUAAGAGAAUUAGAACAAAUUUAUUGGGCAAUCACAUCAUCUAUAUUUGCUGACAACUUAAAUGAUCCUAUCAAGAAUAUUACAAGUUACACAGUAUCUCAACAAGCUAAUAAAGAUAAAGAGACGCCCGUGUAUACAAAAAUAAUUGAUCAGACGCUAGAUUUAUUAGAGAGCGACGAAGUCCAAAAUUUAACGCAAAGAAAUAUCCGGAGUGGAUUUGUAUCAUUGAUGGAUCACAUAUCUGAAUACUUUGGUGAUGUUCCCAAAACCAGAAAUGGAUUAUCUUAUCCAGGACCAUCAAAUCAAGCCAACAUGGACUCGACAUGGAUAAAUCCAACUGAAGCAAUAAAUAAUGGAACAAGCGAACUUUUAGAUAUUAAUAAAACCACCAUACCUAUGGCCAAAAUUAUUCCAAUUGUAAUUGGACAAAUUCCAGAUAAACCAACAUCAAAAGACGCAUCAACAGAUUGGCUUCAGUGUCUCAUGUCAAAUGAUGAAAUCAAAAUGCUUGGAGCAAAUAUUUACGAGGCAUUCAGUUAUAAAACUUACACUUAAGUUGCGACAAAUUUAAUAAUUAUUUUGAAAUUACAUAAUAGAGUAUAGCAGCACGUUUUUAGAAUAUAUGUAGAUAUAUAAUGAACGAUAUAUAAUUUACAAUCAGGGAAGGUAAUAAUUUGUGUGAAUAAAAUAUUCCCAUUCAAAGUUUAAUUUCGUAGAAAAAAUUGAAGAUUAAAAAAUAAAUUUACUCAGUUUGAAUCAUA